Messenger RNA from Pongo pygmaeus (Bornean orangutan), 3711 nucleotides. RefSeq names its product solute carrier family 41 member 3 (gene SLC41A3). Bases 1672 to 3057 code for a protein of 461 amino acids. The transcript is spliced from 10 exons. Lineage: Eukaryota; Metazoa; Chordata; Mammalia; Primates; Hominidae. Gene Ontology annotation, molecular function: monoatomic cation transmembrane transporter activity. Gene Ontology annotation, cellular component: plasma membrane. The record is from RefSeq and is a predicted model, not a curated record. Gene Ontology annotation, biological process: monoatomic cation transport.
AAAGCCAAUUAUUGUUUGAUACCAAAUCUACAGGUUGAGCAGAGCCCGGUGAGAAAAACCGCCUGCUCUGCGUGGUGGCUGUUGGGCCAGCCCAAGACGGCCCACUCAUGUGCAAGGCUGGGCUGUGGGCAGGACCCUGGCAUACGGCCUCUAUGUGUGACCAUGUGGUCUUCCUCACAGCAGAGUAGCUGGGAACAUGAGCAGCCCAAGAGAUAGGACAUAGAAGUUGUCAGUUUCUUAAGAUCCAUGCCCAGAAACUGACUGCCACAGGGCAUCUCUUCCACUUUGUUCUCUCGGUUAAGCUGUGGGGACAGAGGGAAGAGGGGGACAGAAACUCUAGCUCUCAGUGGGAAUUGUGCUGGAGUUUAGGACCCGUUAUGCAUUGCUCCUAUGAGGGGUUUAAAAAUAUCUGUUGAAUGAAUGAGUAAAUGAAGGGUGUGCAUGAAGACGCAGUGCAAGAAAUAUUGGGGGCAUGAGGGGAACAGGUGCUGGAGAAAUUCGUCUGGAGUUCGGUGGCAGGGACAGCCUUGGGGAGGCCGGUAGGAUCCACACUGGGGAGGGCAGUGGACUCCAGGCCGGGGUCUGUACUUGAGCCUAGGAUAGGCUGUCCAAUGGGAGAACCAGAUAACGUGCCCACUAGGGUGACAGUUUAGGUAUGGGAGUGGAAGUGAGGCCUAGACCCGACCGCAGUGCUGGAUCCAGCUGGUGUGAGUCUGACCCCCAGCUUCGUGCUUCUGCCUGCCCCAGCCUGCCCUCAGACCUGAACAUUCUGUUCCUGGUGCCUGUGGAAUGCGCAGAGGACACACCCAACAACAGAACCCCAGGAGUCAGAAGUGGCUUCCCAGCCCCUUCUCCUUCUCUGGGUGAGGAGGGGUCAGCAGGGCCAGUCUGACCUUUGUAGCUGAAGAAAGCGAGGCCACUUUGGAAGCAUGUUUAUGAGACUUCCAGGCCAUGGAGGGAGAACAGGCCUGCGUUUUCUUCUGUGAACACAGCUUCCUGUGGCCAUGAACCCCCUGGCUGGACACAACUUGAGAUGACCCAGGGCGUGGCUUCCUGCUUAGGGACCCAUAGACUGCUUGACCUUGAGGAAUAAAACUCGAGGUCUGUAGAGCUGGCCCGAGGAGGCAGUCCCUCUGUGCUGAUAUCUCCCCAGGCCCUCCUCUGCCAGGAGGGGAACAGCCCAGGACACUUGUACAGGGCAAGGUGGCAGCAGACCUCGGUGUGGGCACUCACCAAGGCCAGGCACCACGUGGGCUCCAGCUCUGUCCAGCCCAAGCCAGUAUGGACCGGCCUGCUGGGCUGCUGAUUGCUGUCAAGGCCAGUGCAGAGGGACCAUGAGCCUCCAUGGCAGGCCGGCAGAGGGAGGUCCUGGCAGACACACAGCCACUGUCUGAGGAGAGCCUGACCUUCAGGGAGGGACAGCAGGGCCUGGCAGAGCCUCUGUAAUGAGGCCCUGAGUCACACUGGCCUUUGUUCCUCACUCAUCUGUGCUGGCCCUCAGCCAAGGGGCUGUUGGGGAACUCUCUGCAGGCGCAGGGCACCUGGUGACUGGGAAGCUUCUGUUUGUGUGGACUUCUUGGGAAGAGCGUCCUGGUGUGGGCCAGGAGGAGAGGACUGGAGCACUCCAGGCUCCGACUUCGUGCUCCUGGGAUCGUGGUGCAUUGCCUGGCCAUGGUGGUCACCCAGCUGAAUCUGGAGUUUUGCUUUCAGGGCAAGAAGCUGCGAGGCUUCAGCUGUGAGCUCACCCGGUCCCCACAUGGGGUCUUGCCUGAGUCUUUCUUCACCAUCAUGUGCCAGGUCGUGAUGCCCAUUCUGCUGUCCGGCUUGUGCAUGAUGACGGCCGGCCUGGUGAUGAACACCGUUCAACACUGGCCUGUGUUUGUGGAGGUGAAAGACCUUUUGACGUUGGUGCCGCCCCUGGUGGGCCUGAAGGGGAACCUGGAGAUGACGCUGGCAUCCAGACUCUCCACAGCUGCCAACAUUGGACAAAUCGAUGACCCCCAGGAGCAGCACAGAGUCAUCAGCAGCAACCUGGCCCUCAUCCAGGUGCAGGCCACUGUCGUGGGGCUCUUGGCUGCUGUGGCUGCGCUGCUGUUGGGCGUGGUGUCUCAAGAGGAAGUGGAUGUCACCAAGGUGGAGUUGCUGUGUGCCAGCAGUGUCCUCACUGCCUUCCUUGCAGCCUUUGCCCUGGGGGUGCUGAUGGUCUGUAUAGUGAUUGGUGCUCGAAAGCUCGGGGUCAACCCAGACAACAUUGCCACGCCCAUUGCAGCCAGCCUGGGAGACCUCAUCACAUUGUCCAUUCUGGCUUUGGUUAGCAGCUUCUUCUACAGACACAAAGAUAGUCGGUAUCUGAUGCCGCUAGUCUGCCUCAGCUUUGCAGCUCUGACCCCAGUGUGGGUCCUCAUUGCCAAGCAGAGCCCACCCAUCGUGAAGAUCCUGAAGUUUGGCUGGUUCCCAAUCAUCCUGGCCAUGGUCAUCAGCAGUUUUGGAGGACUCAUCUUGAGCAAAACCAUUUCUAAACAGCAGUACAAAGGCAUGGCGAUAUUUACCCCCGUCAUAUGUGGUGUUGGUGGCAAUCUGGUGGCCAUUCAGACCAGCCGAAUCUCAACCUACCUGCACAUGUGGAGUGCACCUGGUGUCCUGCCCCUCCAGAUGAAGAAAUUCUGGCCCAACCCAUGUUCUACUUUCUGCACGUCAGAAAUCAAUUCCAUGUCAGCUCGAGUCCUGCUCUUGCUGGUGGUCCCAGGCCAUCUGAUUUUCUUCUACAUCAUCUACCUGGUGGAGGGUCAGUCAGUCAUAAGCAGCCAGACCUUUGUGGUGCUCUACCUGCUGGCAGGCCUGAUCCAGGUGACAAUCCUGCUGUACCUGGCAGAAGUGUUGGUUCGGCUGACUUGGCACCAGGCCCUGGAUCCUGACAACCACUGCAUCCCCUACCUUACAGGGCUGGGGGACCUGCUCGGUACUGGCCUCCUGGCACUCUGCUUUUUCACUGACUGGCUACUGAAGAGCAAAGCAGAGCUGGGUGGCAUCUCAGAACUGGCAUCUGGACCUCCCUAACUGGGCCCGCUGGUCCCAUUUGCUCAUUAGAAUUUCCUCUCACAUCAGUGGGGUACAGAAUUCAGUUUCUCCCUUGCCAGGUCCUUGGGAUGGUUGACCCCUGCCUUUGCAGUAGCCUUUUGAGUCUGCUAAGGUAGCUCUCACACACCUCGGCUCUGGGGUUGAUACCUGAGCCCGCAAUAGAACCCUGAAAUCAAGAGCAUGGCUUGAGUGUGUGAAUAUGAUGUGUGCACAUGCUUAAUGAGCAUGUGAGUGUGCACACGUUUGUGGAGAGGAGGGUGUUCUGGCCUGAGAAGCUAAAGAAGAGGCAUGUCCAGUAAGCUUUGCAGGGUGUUUGCUCUUUUCCAUGCCCAUGCAACCCAGAUUGGGGUGGAGCAGGAAGGAGCUCUUUUCUGUUCCCAAGACUCAGGACUCUUGAGCUGUGGCUUACUUGCUGUCUUCACCAGGUUCAAGCUCCGUGGGCCACACUGCUGCUGUGCCAAGAAGGUGUACAGCCUCCCCAGGAUGGGGCCUUGUACAACCCUUCAUCUGCACUCAACAUUUAAUCGUGUCCUUGCUGUCUUUUUAUUUUCCUUUUUGUUUGUUAGCAAAAACCUCUGUUUAGAUUUCAAUAAUCAGAGAAGUGUAAAAUAAAACAGAUUACAUUGUACUUGA